CCAGUAAAAAUCGGCGAACUAGGGUUAUGAUACACGGUGUGGACGUAAUUAUACGGCAGAUCACCCCUUCCGGAAUGUCAUUAUAUCGAGGGCAUCCAUGGGCAAGAUUACAUGCGUCACGUCUCAGCAGGAUCUGUUCUCUGCUGUUCGGGUCUCCUCCAAGCUCCCAUCAUGCAGAAGCAUACUUGUAUUUCCCGCAUCCGGUUUUUUCUUUUCAAUUCGUCUUUUAAUUCUGGUUUCCGGUUCCUUUUCUCUUUCAGGAUUCCAUCUAUUCAUCAUCUUGCCAUGAGUGCAUCAGCUUGGAAGAUCUCUUUUUCUAGGUGCUAUUUCUCAUGGUCUCUCAGUCCAAUGUAAUGUACAGAGUAUGAUACCCUGCCAUAUCAGUCGCGGGACGU
Molecule: messenger RNA, 395 nt
Organism: Westerdykella ornata
Lineage: Eukaryota; Fungi; Ascomycota; Dothideomycetes; Pleosporales; Sporormiaceae
Exons: 1
Coding region: 112-354 (80 amino acids)
Source: RefSeq, a predicted model, not a curated record